GCAGGCGCUCGGACGGGAGCACACUUCGCAGAGACUUUUCCCCGACAAACUUCCAGAGUCUCUGGAGGACGGCCUGAAGGCCCCGGAGUGCGCCAGCGGCAUGUACAAAGACACGGUCUACUCCGCCUUCAAUCUGCUCAUGCACUACCCGCCCCCCGCGGGAGCCGGGCAGCACCCCCAGCCGCAGCCCCCGCUGCACAACAAGGCCAGUCAGCCAGCCCACAGCGUCCCACAACUCUCUCCUCUCUAUGAACAUUUCAGCAGCCCCCACCCUACACCUGCACCAGCCGACAUCAGCCAGAAACAAGGAGUUCACAGGCCUCUGCAGACCCCUGACCUCUCUGGCUUCUACUCUCUGACCUCAGGCAGCAUGGGACAACUCCCCCACACUGUGAGCUGGUUCACCCACCCGCCCCUGAUGCUAGGCUCUGGUGUGCCUGGUCACCCCGCGGCCAUCCCGCACCCGGCCAUCGUACCUCCCUCAGCGAAGCAGGAGCUGCAGCCGUAUGACCGCAGCCUGAAGACGCAGGCAGAAUCCAAGGUGGAGAAGGAGGCCAAGAAGCCAACCAUCAAGAAGCCCCUCAACGCCUUCAUGCUAUACAUGAAGGAGAUGAGAGCCAAGGUCAUCGCAGAGUGCACACUCAAGGAGAGCGCUGCCAUCAACCAGAUCCUAGGCCGAAGGUGGCACGCGCUGUCUCGGGAAGAGCAAGCCAAGUAUUAUGAGCUGGCCCGAAAGGAGAGGCAGCUGCACAUGCAGCUCUAUCCAGGCUGGUCAGCGCGGGACAAUUAUGGGAAGAAGAAAAGGCGGUCACGGGAAAAGCACCAGGAAUCCAACACAGACCCUGGCUCGCCUAAGAAAUGCCGUGCUCGCUUUGGCCUCAACCAGCAGACGGAUUGGUGUGGUCCGUGCAGGAGGAAAAAGAAAUGCAUUCGGUACUUACCCGGAGAAGGCCGCUGCCCCAGCCCCGUUCCUUCCGAUGACAGUGCUCUAGGCUGCCCCGGGUCCCCAGCCCCCCAGGACUCGCCCUCAUACCUCCUGCUGCCCCACCUCCCCACAGAACUGCUUGCUAGUCCUGCGGAGCCGGCGCCUACAUCACCAGGGCUCUCAGCCGCUCUCAGCCUCCCAGCCCCCUGGACCCCCCCAGGCCCCCCCCGGCGCCCUGCAGAGUACACAGGUGCAACGACAGGAAUCUCAGAGACAGGCAGCCUAGCAUGCACAGGACACCUGGCCGCCUCCAGGGACCCAUCCUCUGAGAGGAAGCGACAGAGCCCCAAAUCACAUGGAAACUGGCCAGGGGCCCUGUUACCUCCCUCUCAGGGACCAGGCCCAGGAGACUUCCGAGGCUGCACAACUUCUGCCUGAACCUGGGGCCAUCAAUUCCAACUGCUCCAAGUGGUGGGAAUCAGAUUGGUGGUGUAUCGUCUGAUUAAGGGCAUCCCUUGUGCCUACAGCAGCCUGCAUCUAUUCUUUUUACCACCUGUCUUGCUGGCCAGAUGCCCCCUGCCUCCUCCUCUGCUUUUCUGCUAUAGGUCACAGAUGGGCGGGAUUGAGCCCAGCUACUUUCCGAACCCUACACCUCCCCAGUCCCACCACUGCCACACCCUCCCCAUACCAGACACUUCAUGGACCAAGAAUGAGCUGGUUUAUGAAACAACACCUCAGCAUGGUCACAACCACAUGCUCAAGAGGACAAUGCUUCUCUCAGAAAGGCCCGGAGAAGCCCUGUUGACAGAGAAGGAGUAAUUAUUCAUAAGCUGGACCAGAAGGAAGCCUCUUGCCAUGUUCUCAAGAGCUUGCAAGACGAGGAGGGGAUGGAACGGGUUAAAUCUAGGCCUAUCACCCUAGGCAACAGGAAUGACCAGACACUAUCUUAUCAGGCAAGUAUGGGCAGUGAGACGUACCUGGCUCUGGUUCAAAUUACUUGGAAAUGUUUCCAAGAGAAACUCAACCUCCCCAGAAGCUCUGAUGACCAAGGUCCCAAGCCUGUCUCUAAUGGCUGAACUCGACAGCCAAAAGAAAUUAUGGCCCCAAACCCGGUGUGCAUCCCUCCCUACCCCGAGAGCCUCUGUCACAGCUCCAUUUUCUGCUUACCCGGGUCAGUCUAGGUGGCUCGUGAGCAGUUGAGGGCAAACCUCAUGACAUCCAGUGCCUACCUUUCAGCACGAAACAGGCCAGCUUCAGUUUCCCGAUGGGGCUGCAGGAAGGACCAUCACCAUCAAAGCAAGGAGCCCAGAGAACCUCUAGUGGUAGUCAGUGGGUUUUCACCACAGCCUACUUUAACCCAUUUCUGAGCCAAGCUUCAACCCUGAGCCUUAAAAAAAAAAACUUUUAAUUUAAUUUUUUUUUUUGCCCUCUUCCUCACUGUACAUAGCCUGAAUCCAAAGAAAAAGGGCUGUUCCUAUACCCGUACAUCCCUCAACAAAAGCCUUUAGUUCCGACUUUAGCCACUGGCUUCUCAGAAUCCAAAGAACAUAUAUUCUAGUGUAGUGUUGCAAGAAGUCUUGAAAGAAAAGGACUAUUGUAGUGUUCAAAAUAUUUUUGUAUUGUUAAUGCAUCAUCAAACAAAAACUUUUUUAACGUGAGAAUAAAGAUUCUUUUUACUGGG
Messenger RNA from Leptonychotes weddellii (Weddell seal), 2606 nucleotides. The record is from RefSeq and is a predicted model, not a curated record. Lineage: Eukaryota; Metazoa; Chordata; Mammalia; Carnivora; Phocidae.